AUGUCAACACAAGAUGAAGUUAUAUAUAAAUUAUCAAAUAAACCUAAGGAAGAAGAUUUAAAUAAAAUUAAAAAUAUAUUUAAUACAAAUUAUAAAAAUUUAAUUACUUAUAGAAUUAAUAAUCAAGAUUUAUAUAUAAGAUCAGAUCAAUUAAAUAAUAUAAAUGAAUUACAAAUACUAAAAGAACUUGAAGAUAUAGGAUUAACAAAUAUUCAAAUAUGUUCAUCGACAAUACCAACUAUUCAAACAUCAGUAUCUAUUCAAGGAAUGACAUGUGGAGCUUGUUCUGCAAGUAUAACAGAAUCUUUAGAAUCACAACCUGGUAUAACAAAAGCAUCUAUAUCAUUAGUUACUGAAAAUGGAUCAAUAACUCAUUCAAAAAAUUUUCCACUAGAUCAAAUAAUAUCAAUAAUAGAAGAUUGUGGAUUUGAUGCACAAUUGAAUAAAAUACCUCACUCAAUUUUAAAACCCACCACAACAAAAUUACUACAAACUACUAUCGGAAUAUCAGGGAUGACUUGUGGAGCUUGUUCCAGUUCUAUAACGAAUGCAUUAGAAAAUCUAGAAGGGGUUACUUAUGUAUCUGUAUCACUAAUAACUGAAGAAGCAUUAGUUAAACAUACAUCUUUAAUAUCAACAAGUCAAUUAAAAGAAGUUAUAGAAGAUUGUGGAUUUGACGUAACGUCUAUACGGAGUGUUGAUAUAGAUGACAAUUUCAGUAGUUCAAACGAAGAUAACAUCGAAGAAGAGGAAGUUAAUUUGAAAAUUGUUGGAAUACAUUCGGAGAUGGAUUUACAUGACUUAAAAUAUAAUAUUGAAGCAUUGAUACAAAGUUUUCCUGGCAUUAAAGAUUACAAUUUAACACUACUAGGAAAUGAUCUAAAGGAAUCUGCGCAAGACUUAAUUAUAGAAAAUGAUAAUGAUGUUAAAGAAUUAACUAGUGAAUUGAAUUUCAUUUAUGACUCUAAAUCUAUUGGUAUAAGAGAUAUAGUUGAUGGGCUUAACAACAUUAAUGAUGAUAUAGAAUUUUUUGUAUUUAAUUCCGUUGAUCAAUCAUCAGCUUCACAAUUAAAUUUACUUUCAAAAGUUAAAGAUAUAAAAUAUUGGACAAAUAUUUUUUUACAAAGUUUGAUACUAGGAGUGCCAGUAAUAAUAUUAGUACAUACUGAAAAAACUCAAUUUUGGAAAAAUUUAGUAAUAUUUAAAGGGUUGUAUGUAGUUACAUUAAUUGAAUUAGUCAUUUCAACAUAUGUUCAAUUUCAUUUAGGUCAAACUUUUAUUAAAAAGUUUGCAUCAUUUUUGAGAAAAAAUUUCAAAGGUGCAUCAAUGGAUGUAUUGGUUUGUAUAUCAACAAUGGUAACUUAUAUUUUUUCAUUAACUUCAAUAAUAUUAAGUGUUUGGAAUGGUAGAACUGAAAAUCCACCAAAAGUGUUAUUUGAUACUUUAGUAAUGUUAGUAUGCUUUGUUUCAUUUGGUAAAUUAUUGGAAAAUAAGGCUAAAGGUGCAACUUCAACUGCAUUAUCAAGUUUAUUAUCAUUGACUCCUUCGAUGUGUACAAUUAUUGAUGAUCCAAUGAAUUAUAGUAGUUCAGAUUCCGAAAAUGAAAAAUCAAAUAAAUUCACUCAAGAUUUUAAAACAAGAAAUAUUUCAAUUGAUUUAGUACAACCUAACGAUGUAGCUAUAGUUUUACCGGGUGGGAAAGUACCAGCAGAUGGUGUCUUGGUGUUUGGAGAAUCAGAAAUAGAUGAAAGUUUAAUUACUGGUGAACCAUUACCGGUAUAUAAAUCAAAGGGUGAUCCAGUUAUUGGAGGAUCAAUGAAUGGACCUCAUUUAAUACACAUGAAAGUUACCAAAACUGGUAAAAAAUCUCAAUUACAUCAAAUUAUAAAUUUAGUUAAAGAAUCACAAGUUAAUAAAGCACCAGUCCAAAGAUUUUCCGAUUAUAUUGCUGCGAGAUUUGUACCAUCAGUUAUGUUAUUAUCAAUUAUAACUUUUAUUAUUUGGUCAAUUAUUUGUUAUAAUAUUCAUCCUGAUGGUUUACCAAUGAUUUUUAAACUGAAUGAAAAUGGUAAAUUAUUUGUUUGCUUACAAAUCGCUAUAUCAGUUGUUGUUGUUGCAUGUCCAUGUGCAUUAGGUUUAGCUGCUCCAACAGCUGUAAUGGUUGGUACUGGAGUUGGUGCAUUAAAUGGUGUAUUAAUAAAAGGUGCAGAUAUCUUGGAAAAAACAACUUCAAUUAAUAUUAUUUUAUUUGAUAAAACUGGGACUUUGACUACUGGUGAAAUGUCAUUAGUUCAAUACAAGGCAGAAUUAAAAGAAUCAGAAUUAACUGAGUCAGAUUGGUGGAAAUUAAUUGGAUCUGUUGAAUGUAAUUCAGAACAUCCUGUUGGUAAAGCUUUAACCAAACUGGCUAAAUCUAAAUUAGGUUUAACUUUUGAAGAAGAUACUUUUGACACAGAUAUUGAAUCUUUGAAUGUAUUGAUUGGAUCAGGUAUCGAGGCCACAAUCACGAUAAAAUCAAGGAAAUAUGAUGUGAACAUAGGUAACAUUAAGAUGAUUGGAGAUAGAUUUGAGAAUUUAUUACCAGAAAUUAAUCAUUCAAGCUCAAGCAAUACAGUUGUUUAUGUAGUCAUUGAUGAUAAAUAUUCUGGGUUGGUUGAAUUAUCUGACUCAUUAAAAGAAGGAUCUCGUGAAGUUAUAGAAUAUCUCAGAAAUGUUGAAGGAUAUAUCAUUGGAAUGGUAACUGGUGAUAAUAAAGGAUCAGCUUUAAAAAUAGGUAAAGAAGUUGGUAUAUUUGAAGAAAAUAUAUUCUAUGAAGUUUCACCAAUACACAAAGAUAAAGUCAUAACUGAAUUAAAAGAAAGAUAUGGAUCAAAUGCUGGAAUUGCUUUUAUUGGAGAUGGAAUAAACGAUGCACCAGCGUUAGCAAAAGCAGAUGUCGGAAUGGCAAUAAGUUCAGGUACUGAUAUUGCAAUAGAAAGUGCAGAUAUUGUAUUAAUUGGGAAUAAUAAACAUAAUCAAACAGAUUUACAUGGAGUUAUAAAUGCAUUGAAAAUUUCAAACAAAACUUUUGCAAGGAUUAAAUUAAAUUUCAUAUGGGCAGUUAUUUACAAUUUAUUCAUGUUACCUUUCGCAAUGGGAUGUUUUUUACCUUUCAAUUUAAUGUUACCACCAGUUGCUGCAAGUAUUGCAAUGAUGAUCAGUUCAAUUAGUGUUGUUUUAAGUUCAUUACAAUUAAAAUGGUGGAAACCACCAAUAAUUCAUGAAAAGAAAUCAAUGAGUGAUUUAGAGAAUGGUGAAAUUAUUAAUGAUUUUAAUUUGAAAAAUGGAAGUAUUGAAGAAUUUAGUAGGUUUAAGAGAAAAUCAAAAAUUUGGAAUUUCAAUUGGAAAUUUAAUAGAAGAGGAAGAACAAGAUUAACUACUAGAAAUCAAAAUUAUGAAUUGGUUUCUGGAAAUUUUUAA
Molecule: messenger RNA, 3459 nt
Organism: Lodderomyces jiufengensis
Lineage: Eukaryota; Fungi; Ascomycota; Pichiomycetes; Serinales; Debaryomycetaceae
Gene: CCC2
Product: Cu(2+)-transporting P-type ATPase
Exons: 1
Coding region: 1-3459 (1152 amino acids)
Biological process (GO): copper ion homeostasis; monoatomic cation transport
Cellular component (GO): membrane
Molecular function (GO): ATP binding; copper ion binding; ATP hydrolysis activity
Source: RefSeq, a predicted model, not a curated record